Molecule: messenger RNA, 2076 nt
Organism: Symbiodinium sp. CCMP2456
Lineage: Eukaryota; Dinophyceae; Suessiales; Symbiodiniaceae
Source: the annotation of a GenBank genome assembly
AUGGAAAACCAAGCAGCCGGGCGGGCAGUCAUCACUUGGCUCCGUGAGAAUGACGAGGAAAAGAUGGUCGCAACCUUUGACAGAAACUUGGUCGUUCAAUUCGGCGUCGAUGCAAUGAAGAGGUUCGUUGAUAAUGGGAGCAAGCACAAGCACGGCAUUCUGCAUGUCCUUGCUUGGCAAGGCAAGGUCCGCGUGUUGAAACAUUUAGUUCAGCUGUAUGGCUUCGACAUGGAUGUUCAGCGCGCUAGUGACAACUGCACGCCUUUGCACGUUGCAGCUUGGUGUGGGAACAGGAACGUCACACGAGUUUUGCGCCAGUUGGGCGCAGACCCCAGCAUCCACAACAGCUACGGAGAAGUGCCCGACGUCACGGCCGCGGUUGACAAGCCAAUUAAGGUCCGCAUUCUGGGAGCAACCUCUAUCGAAGAUAUCUUGCAGGUCGUUGCAGAGGAGCUUGGUCAGUUCAACCGGCUCGAUGGCAUUACUGCUUUUUACCAGAUUGCCCGCAUGAGCUCCGACUACGACGCAGAAUUCUGCAAUUGGUCCACUAGAGGUCGGGCUGGUGCUAUGAUGUUCCUGCGAAGCCAACGGAACUACGUCAACCUGUUGGAGUUUUGUGCAGACUCUCUCUGCACUCCAUGGCGAGAUGACAGCGUAAGUCUUUGGCGGGCAAUGUUGAAAGCGUUGGCCAUGCUACCUGACCCAGAUGUUAUCAUGAGUUUGUCCAACUGGUUAGGCGAGAACCCCAUGCCUUGCAUGGACAUGGAUGCUUCGGACCUUGCUGUAGUAGCAUGGGGACUUGCCAAGAUAGAGAAUGGCAAGAGCCUGUGGCGGGUUUGUCAUGAUCCCAUGGGGGACGCCCUAGCGCUAAAGCUGGGUGACCUGGCAGAGCGGGAAUUGAAUUCCGCAGUUUGGGCCUUUGCAGCGGCAGGGAGCAAGGUGGGGCUUCGUCACCCAUCGAUGUUCAGAUCAGUUGCAGCUCGAAUCGCCUCACCGCAACGACCCGACUUUGUUUCGGCGCAAGCGUGCAGCAUCUUGAUGUGGUCGUUUGCGAAGAUGGGCGAGCGCAUGGACAGUGAUGCUUUCCAUCGCAUUGCAGCCGAGAGCAUCCGCCUUAUGCCAGAUUUCCUCGACCAAAACGUGGCCAACACGGCAUGGGCCAUGGCAAGACUGCAAAUGAACUACGAGCCGUUGCUUGCUGCCCUGAUGGGACGGGCAGGUGAGACGCUGUACAACGACGUUUACCGGCACCAUGUGAGGAUGUCUGAUACGGUCAAGAAGUUGCAUUGGUUCCAAAUCUACACGGCAUACAUGUUCUGCAGGCAAGAAUGCCCAACGGCCCUCCAGGCCAUCAGUGAGCAACUUGCCAGGGACCUGGGGCAUAUCGACUCCGGGGCUCGCACGACGGAAGGUCUCUCGCAGGGUUCUGGCCUCGAGUCUGUCGACGCCUUGCGCGAGCUGGACAUCAUGAUCAACGAAAUGGAGGCCGGGGUCUUGCUUGAUGGGCCGACUCCGAUUCCCGAAGACAGCAUGGAAGCUGCAACGGCUCUGCACCGGCAGCCAGAGGCUGCCAACGGCAACGCGCAGCGAGCCAGCGAUCUUCUUGCACUGGGGGCAUCGGACCGAGAGCUGCAGGUCGUCAUUCUCAAGUUUGCUCGGAGUCCGGAGGCAUUUCGGAGGGCCCUGCUGGAAGGCCCCGAACUGCGCGAGUGUCGCGAUGCACUGGAGGAGGCAGGCUUUCCUGUGGUGCUUGAGGGUUCUGCGGCCAAGAUCUUCACAAAGCCCCUGCACUACUUGGCCGUUGUGGAGGCCAUCAGCACCAGGCGCUUUUAUUCAUCUCAUGUGAUCGUGGAAGAGGAGUUUGGAAGUAUGGUUCAGGCUGCAAUCUCUUCGAUUCGCAGCAAUGACCGUGUCGUUGCGCGCGCAAGGGCCGCAUUGCAGGCAGAGCUCCCAAGAGCUUGGGACGAGAUCUCUGAGCGAAUGAAUGUUCGAGUUGAGAGGACAUUUAUCACAGUGCGGAUCCCAGCUGACUCCCUCUUUUCGGAGUCCCUGCGGCGCGGAACGAGGUCGCUGUAG